Molecule: messenger RNA, 3583 nt
Organism: Nomia melanderi (Alkali bee)
Lineage: Eukaryota; Metazoa; Arthropoda; Insecta; Hymenoptera; Halictidae
Product: putative 2-oxoadipate dehydrogenase complex component E1 homolog
Molecular function (GO): thiamine pyrophosphate binding; oxidoreductase activity, acting on the aldehyde or oxo group of donors, disulfide as acceptor
Source: RefSeq, a predicted model, not a curated record
CUCUCCGCUUCGCGUUGUACCGCAUGUUCGCAAAUAUGGAAAUAACAUCUGCAUUGAAGCUUGCACAGCGAUUCUUGGAACGAUCGCGAAUAAAAUAUAUCCAGAUAUUUCUCCCUUCCUGAACGUUCGUCAGCCGAGCCUUCGACGAGCGGUGCAAAGAGAAUCCCUGUUAAUGAUCUGGUGCUCGUGCAACGUUGGCCCGCGAUGCUUUCUAUUGGCCAAGCAAUCUCGAGUAAACAGAUAACGACGGAUAAAUAAGAUCUGCGAGUAGAGGGGAUGGGAGACGAGGAGCCGCGGCGCCGAGACACGCGCGCUCAGUCGAUCCGUACUUUCUGCGAGCGGAAUGCACGCGAUUCCACGAUACGCUCCGCAUUUUCGGCGGAUAAGCGGUCUUCCUAAUACAGGAUGUUCCAUUUACCGACCGACCGUUUCCUCCCGCACUUAUCGUAGCGAACAGGGCGUCUACGGGUACAGGCCGAAGGCGACGCGGCAAUUCGAAGUCCCUAAGCAGUACCUGGAGGCGCGAGCGAAGAACAGCAAUUUCUACAGAUUAGUCGCCGCGUACAGGGAAUUCGGUCACAAGCAGGCUGACGUAAAUCCUAUAUCUCUGGAAAAGCCGAGUCCACUGUCGGAACUGAAUCCGGAGAGAUUCGGGUUACGUCUGACGGACAGAGUUUCCUUCGAUGGAAUCCUGUCGACGAAUCGGAAGGAAGGAACGGUGGAGGAAGCCUUGGCGUUCUUGAGAAGCACGUACAGCGGGACUGUCGCUUUCGAAUUCGGCUACUUAGAGUCCGAGGAAGAGAGAGAAUGGUUCGCGGAAGCAGCAGAGAAAUGCACGGCCGAUCCGUUGACGGACGAAACGCGGCUGGCCGUCGCGAGGGAGAUGCUGAAGAGCCAGGCUUUCGACAAUUUCCUGGCCGUCAAGUUCGUCAGCUUGAAAAGAUACGGGGGCGAAGGCGCCGAGGCUAUGAUGGCCUUCUUCCACGAGUUCUUCAAACUGUCCGCAGAUGAGGGGUUGACGUACAUCGUUCUCUGUAUGCCACACCGUGGUAGAUUGAACCUCCUUACCGGUAUGCUGAACUUCCCGCCGGAGAAGCUGUUCCGGAAGCUCCGCGGGUUCUCCGAGUUCCCGGACGGAGUGAAAGCGACGGGCGACGUGAUCAGUCACUUGGUGUCCUCCACCGACCUCGCUAUCGAUGGUAAGAACGUUCACGUGACGAUGCUGCGGAAUCCGUCUCACCUGGAGGCCGUGAAUCCCGUCUCCAUGGGGAAAACGCGGGGGAUAAUGCAGGCUGUCAAAGAAGGAGCGUACGGUGAAGGAAGAGACGCUUGGUGGAGCGACAAAGUGUUGAAUGUUCAAGUACACGGGGACGCCAGCUUCGCCGGGCAAGGUGUGAGCCAAGAGUGUCUGGCUCUGUCCGGUGCUCCGCACUUCGAAAUUGGCGGGACGGUUCACCUGGUCGUUAACAAUCAGCUGGGUUUCACCACGCCAGCCUCCAGGGGAAGGUCGUCGAGGUACUGCACGGACCUGGCGAAGAUGAUCGCCGCUCCGGUAAUUCACGUGAACGGAGAUGACCCUGAAAUGGUCGUUAGAGCUACUAGACUCGCCUUCCAGUACCAAAGGAGGUUCAGGAAAGAUGUAUUCGUUGAUCUGAAUUGUUUUAGAAGAUGGGGUCACAACGAAUUAGACGAUCCAUCGUUUACGAACCCCCUUCUUUAUCAAAUUAUACAGAAUCGCCCAUCAAUACCGGAUCGUUACGUAAGUAGACUGGUGGAAUCGAACGUUUUCACCGUGGAGAAAGCUAAGAGCACCGCCGACAGUCAUACUGCCUGGUUGAAUCAGUCUCUGAAACAAGUGGACUGUUACGUUCCGCAGCCUACUUACUUUACGAGCUUGUGGACGGGAAUGCGACAGGCCGAUGCCACUUUGACUCACUGGGAUACGGGGGUUGACCUAAACCUACUGAAAUUCAUCGGUGGAAAGAGCGUCCAUGUCGAUGACGAUGAUCUGGCCAUUCACCCGCAAUUAGCGAAGAGUCACGUUGAAUCGAGGUUGAAGAAAGUGACCAACGACGACUCUUUGGACUGGGCAACCGGUGAAGCAUUGGCUAUCGGUAGCCUAUUGUAUCAGGGCUAUAAUGUCAGAAUCAGUGGGCAAGACGUGGGUCGAGGGACAUUUUCUCACAGGCACGCUAUGCUUGUCGAUCAGUCGACGGGGAACAUACGAAUACCUUUGAACUCGAUGACCGAGGGUCAGACGGGAAAGUUGGAGUUGGCUAACAGCAUUCUAUCGGAGGAAGCGGUGCUCGGUUACGAAUAUGGAAUGAGUAUCGCGCUACCGACAACUCUGACCAUUUGGGAGGCACAGUUCGGAGAUUUCUUCAAUGGGGCUCAGAUCAUCAUCGAUACCUUCGUGACCAGCGGCGAAACAAAAUGGAUGUUAAACAGCGGUCUGAUUCUCCUGCUGCCUCACGGCUACGACGGCGCUGGUCCUGAACACAGCUCGUCUAGAAUAGAAAGGUUCCUACAGCUGACGGACAGCAAAGAGGACAAACCGGAUGGAGACGACGUAAAUGUGCACGUCGCAAACCCCACAACCCCAGCACAAUACUUCCAUUUACUGAGGAGACAAAUGGUCAGAGAUUUCCGAAAACCUUUAAUUAUAGUGACUCCGAAAACACUGCUACGGCAUAAAGCUGCGACAUCGUUGUUACGGGACAUGGGACCGCAAACCAAGUUCGUCAACGUUAUAGGGGACGAGAAAGUGGCGAAAGCAGACGUGAAUAAAGUAAUCCUGGUUAGUGGAAAACACUUUUAUGCUCUGGAUAAUUAUAGAGAUUCCACAGGACAGAAGAAUGUUGCCAUCGUUAGGCUGGAAAGCUUGUGUCCUUUCCCAGUUCAUGAAUUAUUGGAAGAGAUUAAUGGAUAUGUCAAUGCUAAGACGUUCAUUUGGAGUCAAGAAGAACCGCGAAAUAUGGGGUUCUGGAGCUUCGUGAAACCUCGUUUCGAAAAUUUAUGUGGUAGACGCUUACAGUACUGCGGGCGUAGAUCUAUGCCUGCUCCAGCUGUCGGUGAAGGGCAAGUGCAUCAGCAGGAAGCUCAGGACGUUAUUAGUAAACCUUUCGCUGUGAAAUGAUUUAAACGUGAAACAUACGAAAUAUACUCUUCGGAAGUUCAUUAUAUUCUAUUUUAUUUGUACACGUGAGUCAACUGUCAUAAUCACAUUCGAGAAAGAUAUUGGACAUUAAGACACAUAUUAGAAAUUACAUUUUUAUCACUAAUAAUUUCAUUACCACUUUCAUUUUCUAGGAAACUCGGUAAAGCAGAUAUAAGCAAAAGCAUAUCUAUUUGCCAUUAUUACGAUAAAUUUUUUAAUUACCUAAACGACAUUUUUACAAUUACUUUAAAACAAACACUGUUUGUCUAAAUAGCUUCUUCUUUAUAAAAAUAGCGACGAAAUAAAAUAUCAAUUGUAUUAAUGAGGAGAAUUACCUUACAAGAUUGCUAACUAGUAACAUAGUUAUUCUGUUUUAGCAUUUUCAGCUUCCAACCUUUCAUGUUCUCUCUUUAUAAGGUCUCUCAA